Molecule: messenger RNA, 3118 nt
Organism: Wallemia mellicola CBS 633.66
Lineage: Eukaryota; Fungi; Basidiomycota; Wallemiomycetes; Wallemiales; Wallemiaceae
Exons: 5
Coding region: 136-3096 (986 amino acids)
Biological process (GO): proteasome-mediated ubiquitin-dependent protein catabolic process; DNA repair
Cellular component (GO): site of double-strand break; nucleus
Molecular function (GO): nucleic acid binding; protein binding
Source: RefSeq, a predicted model, not a curated record
UUGGUCAAUAAAACGAUAGUAAAAACACAUGCGAUAACCGCUAGUAUAUUCUAUGAUAUUCUAGAUAGCAAUAACAAUAAAGAAAAGGUUUUAGUGGCAGCCUCAACUUCUCAAUUGAUAGUUUACUCGGGGAGUAUGACAGAUGGGAUUAGCGAGAUCGGUAGAGUAGAUGUGAAUGGACGAGUGAUAGGAAUAGAUAAGAUUAUAUUCCAGACCCACGAGAGUUUAUUACUCACACUGGACCACCCACAAGCUCAGCUCGUCAUUCUGAGCUUAUCGUACGAAAAUGGCGUAAUAAAGCAUAUCGUGGAGUGUACAAAGAUGCUGGUUGAAACUACAGGCGAGCCCAGUUACGAAUAUUGCAAUUCGAUAGUGGAUAAGAGUACGCAAAUAGGUGUUAGUCAUCUCUGGCAAGGUCAAUUGCACGCUUUCAAGCUUAGCUAUGACGAUAGAAGGAAGACACAUAUCAUCGACGGACGCAACAGCCAAAUAGAUCAUAGUGUGGUCCUAUCAAUGGCAUUCCUAGCUACUGAUAAAGAUGAAAAACCAACUUUAUGUCGUCUGGUGCAGUCGGCGGACGUCGAUAACCCAUUACUCGUUUUUGAGCAUCUGAUAUGCAAGGAAGACUAUGUCGACAUAUCCCAAACAGUUCUUCGAAUAGAAACCCAAUGUCCGUCAGCUCAGAAAAUAGUCGCCGUGGAAGGCAAGAAACGAGCAGUGCUUGUAAUAGGUGCAUUCGGCUGCGAAUAUUACGAAAUACCUAAGAAGGAUCUCAAAGGAGUACGUCGGAAGUCUUCAACGACGGUAACAAGUCCUCAAGUUGUCGAUAUGGAGCAUCUUUCAGUUAAGUCCCCCAUGGCAGCCGUAAGGGGAUAUACGGCGGUAAAUGAUUCUUGUACUGCUUGGCUCAUUGGAGACGAGAAGGGAGAUAUCUACUACAUAUCUAUUAGCAAUUUCCUCGAAAUCACCUUGGUUGGCAACUCAAGUGUGGCCUCAACCUUACAGCAUCUUGGCAGCGGUUUCCUUUUCCUCGGAUCCCAGAAUGAAGAUUCGAAACUCCUCGUUGUGCAGACAAACCCGGUACGCAUAGUGGAGUUAGAGAAUUACACAAAUUUGGCACCAGUCUCUGACAUGGCUCUCACACAUCCGGAUGGUAUACAGGGUCAACUUGUGGUAUGCUCGGGCAGCAAUAAGACAGGGAAAUUGAGAGUCGUCACUACUGGAAUUGGCUUGUGCGAUAUCUAUCAAGUGGGAUUGGGAGAUUCUAUAAGCAAUGUCUUCAUUUUAGGUAGUCAUUUACUUGUCUCUUAUCUAUCUACGACGAAGAUAUACGACAUUCCGAAUGGGUUAUAUGGUACGUUCGAUGAAUCCGUUGCAUAUCAGGAUGUACGACGUGAUAUGCCUACACUGAGCGUUGUCUCUAGUGGUGGCAGACAUGGUAUAUAUCAGUCGAACUUGCUCACUAUCUUUGAUGACAGUGGAAAUCUAGUCGAGCGAAAGGAAACGGAAAUAGAUUUCGUGUCAGUUAGCGAAGAUCUCGAGAGUGUUUUGGUUGUCGGCGUCGAAGGUCUGGUAUUACAUCAAAAGGGACAGCGAAGGAAUCUUCAUAAACCAGAACAUGCAGCAACCUACGCGAUCCUCGACGAUAAUCACAUAGUUUAUACGACUUGGACAGAUUAUAGUGUGAAUAUUGUCGAUUCACGCAGUAAUGAGCUGAUAUAUUCGUGCAAAUCGCGCGAUGAUACACCAAUAUUAUCACUUCUGGUUGAAAACAAGGUUGUGCUAGCUGGUAGUGCUGACGGGUCACUAUACGCAUUCAGGUUUGAUGAACACCUCAAAAGCGUGGAUAUUCAAACUGUUGCUAUUGGUAGCACACCUGUUUGUCUCACCAGGUCUAACGAUGGGCUCAUAUUCGCCUUGUGCGAUGUUCCCUCUAUCGUUACCCUUGAUAACACUCGGUUGAGAUAUUCUUCUAUCAAUAUUAACUACAUAAAUGGUCUCACAAGCUAUAAAACUAAUGACAUGGUCAAUUAUGUAUUCGUACAAAAUGAUCAGUUGAAGUUCUCUCGAAUCCUCUCGACGGAGAACAGAGUACAUAUACACUCUAUAGAAAUGGGAGCUGACGUACCACGCCAAGUGGCCUAUAAAGAAGACAGGUAUGCGGUGGGAUGCGUGCGAAAUGCUUACAGAAGUGAUCGUACACUUUACGAGAGUAGCAGCUGCGUAAAACUUCUUGACAAUAAUUAUGAGCAGCUUGCUCAGAUGGAGAUGGAGAAAGAUGAGAUAGUUUCUGUGGUUGAGUCUCUCAGCAUUGCAAAUAUGGAGGUAUUCGUUGUAGGAACGUAUUACAAUAACGAAACUGAGGGAACGGAAGAAGCUACAAAAGGUCGCUUUAUUAUACUAUUAGUUAAGGAUGACAAGUUCAUUAUUGCUAGUAGCUUCUUAGUCCCUGGAUGUGUCUAUGCCGUCUGCGGUAUUGAUCAAAAGCUGGCUGUGGCAGUCAACUAUCAGGUACGGGUGUAUGACAUUGAGAGCAUACGGGAUGAUACUUAUAAAAUGAGGUUCAUCGCCAGUUACGGGAAUGCAUUCGUUGUCGUAUCUUUAACGUCGGUAGGGAAGAUUCUCGUUGUCGCGGACUUCCUCAAAAGUGCGAUAUACCUUCAGUUGGACACUGAACGCGGUGCACUCACCCAAGUGGGCUACGAUACUGCCCAACGCUGGAGCUCUCUUGUCGUCGCACUUGACGAUGGAAAUGAGGAGACAUUUACUACAUUAGGUGCUGACAUCCGCUUCCAUUUAUUUGCGCUCGACCGUACAUCAUCUGGGAUCACGUCUCGAACACUUGCUCAACUACCCGACAACGUCUCAGCGAUUGAGCGUGCAAAGACUAGGUCGGGCGAUAAAUUACAACCAUUGGCUAUAUAUGGAACAUCUGCGGGAGCAAUUUGUGCUCUAGCAUCUGCUGAUUCAAGUUACGAAGGUUUAAACGGCGGCCGCGUUAAAGUGAGACAAGAAGUUGGAACGAGGCAAGAUCAGAAUGUAGUGGAUGGGGAUAUAUUAAGCGCUCAUGAUGAUGAACUACAGCGUCUUUUGUAAUUUUAACGAUAUUUUCAUGACG